Messenger RNA from Athene cunicularia (burrowing owl), 3986 nucleotides. It is a transcript of the gene IFNGR2, whose product is annotated as interferon gamma receptor 2. Gene Ontology annotation, molecular function: protein binding. NCBI's taxonomy places the organism in Eukaryota, Metazoa, Chordata, Aves, Strigiformes, Strigidae. The transcript is spliced from 6 exons. Bases 36 to 935 code for a protein of 299 amino acids. The record is from RefSeq and is a predicted model, not a curated record.
AGUCUUCUCCACAUUUACCACCACCAAAGGAUGUGAUGGUUUAUUCCUAUAACUUCCGUAGUUCACUGAGGUGGUCCUCUGUUAAAGUGGAUAAAGGCUUGGUGUUAUAUACAGUCCAUUUUAAAACAGGGGCCUUUAACCAGUGGGAUGAGAUGAACUGCACCCGUAUCGCCCAGACUGAAUGCAGCUUCCCCUUGUUGCUUAAGGAGCGGCGCUGGACUUUUUUUUUCCGUGUGAGAGCUGAGCUAGGGCAAGUGACUUCUGACUGGGUAGAAACAGAUCCAUUUGUGGCAGAGAGAAACACUACUAUAGGGCCCCCUAAAGUGAACAGCGUGAUUGAAAGCUCUGACUCACUUCUCAUUAGUGUCACACCUCCUUUUGGAUCCGAAGCAGGUGACUUUCUUCAGUAUCAUGUGUCCUACUGGGAGAAUGCAACAAGUACUACUAAAAAAGAAAUAAAGAUGAGCAGUACACUAUUUGAAAUUGGAAAUCUAAAGGAAUUGACACUCUACUGUUUUAGAAUUCAAGUAGAAUUGAUGACACAUUCAGAUCUCCAGCUACUUGGACUGCAAAGUGUCCCAAAGUGUCACAGAACUACACUAAGUGAGACAACCAGAGCUGCAUAUAUUAUACUAAUAUUUGUGUUGGUGUCAUUUUUUGUAACUCUGGUAACAGCUGGUUUGUUUCUUCUGUGGAGGCACCACAAAACAAUUAAAUAUUGGUCUCAGCCACCAUUAGAAAUCCCAUCGCACUUUGAAGAGUAUUUGAAGGACCCUAGCAUGCCUGUUUUAGAGGUGUUGGACAAUUAUGCCGAGGAUGAUCCCCACGAUUCCGUAUCUCUUGUGUUUAGUGGAGAUGGAAGCCAAGCCUGUGGCAGCAGUUUGGAUGGUCAAGCUCAUACACAUAGUGUCUCUGGUGACAGUGAAGUAACUUAAGUGGUGCCCUAGCGUGAGUGCCUGCAUCAAGAUAUUGGAGAGGCUUCUGCCCAGGAGCGGUGCCAUGUGGCUACUGGCAGGACAGAGAACGAGGUCUGGACAAAAUGCAGCCAGUGACAAAUCCUGAGUGAGAUGCUGCUUCCUGAGAAUAGCCUGGACCCUUAGCCAUUGUUUAUAUGGCUUCUGCUGUGCUACAACAGCAACUGUGUUCUGCCAUAAAGACUUAGAAGGUGGAAUGAGAAAGGGAAAUGAACACUAAAUUGCCUAAAGACAGAUGGCUAUAAAGCAUCAUCCUAUUUCCCAGUCCACAUUGAAAUAAAGCUUUCAGAAAUAAUGGCACUUUAUGGUAGGUAGGGUGUAGUUUUCAGUGAGUGAAUAAUUGUACCAUGAAUUAUGUACAGUUUAUAGUAACUUCUGUUAGGUUGCCUUAUUUGUGAAGUCAGUGUUAGCAUUCAACAUGUAUUAUAUCCCCCCCAGCCUGCUUUUCUGAAUCCUUUUAAAUACAUGCAGUUUUCUGUGGCAGCUUCUUCCCUCCAGGUAAAAACAGCAGUCGGUAUGAAGCUCUGCAAACAACUGCUCCAGGAAAGGCCUCCUCAUAGCUGCCUCUGAACAUAUUAAUGAGAAGCAUUAAUCUUCUGUUCCUGCAGUGAGACAAUUGUUCUUCACAGCAAAACAAACUUUAAAAUAAUUUUGGUCAGAAUUUAUGUAACAUGUAUCAGUAACUGUCAGACACUAAAAUCUCUUGUUGACAAUCAGAUUAGUCCUGCAAAUUGCUGGUUGUGGUUUGAGUCCCUUAAAGCAGAAGACUACAAAUUAAGCCUCACAUCACAAUCUAGUGGGGUCUGGAAAGCAUUUAAUAAAGCACAAAAAACCACUACUGUACUAAAAAGACUGGUUUUAUUUGUUUGACUUUUUUCCUGUGUGGUGUGUUUUUUUUUUUUUUAAAUGCUUGUUUAUUUGUAAAUGGCUUGUUCUGUUAAUGAACCUGGUCCCUGUUAGAGCUGUGGGCUGGCUAUCUGAGGUAAUGCUGUUCCCCCCCUUCCUUCCAGAACUACCAAAGACUAACUGAUUUUUCAUGUAACAUUUUUUCCAAAAGCUUCAUGAAGUUGUUACCUUGUAGAACUAAUCUAAGCACUUGCGAUUAGGCAGCAUGCCAAGACAAUGUAGUUAUCUGAAGAUUUCAACUCUGGAAGAAUUUUCAAGACAGCCCCAGACUGGGUAAUACCUGUUCUUGUAUUCAUUCGUAAAUAAGCGAAGAACCCCAGGCUUUCAAAAGGAACAACCUAAAUGCAUAAUAGACAGCAUAAAUAAGGUGGCAGUUGAAACAUCUGUGAAUAUUUAGCAAUACAGCAUACUGUUAUAAUGGUUAAUAGUUUUCAGUUACACAAAUAGCCACAGUUAAAACCCUUUUGUUAGGAGUAACUUGUUAUCUUCACAACUGUCAACUGUAACAGGCCAAGAUGUUAUCUAAACUGAGCCAUCCCCCUCCACCUUGGCCUGUUGUGCUGGAAGCACCUGGGGUAUAAAAGUAGACCUCAGCAUAUUCCAAAUAAAGCCUACAUGGUUCUUUCUUAUACUACACCUGUUUUCAGUGUAGGCUACCAGAAAAGACACGUGCUCAAAGCUGUCUCUCUUCUCCUAGCAGCUGUAGAGAAAGCAUGAUCAUUCCAAUUCUAUAAAACCAGAAGGGUCAGUCAAGAAAUACUUGCACAAAAGCAAACUUCUUAUAGGAAAUGCAGAUAACCUCAGAAAGCAGCUCUUGCCCUGCUCUUGAGAAAACUUUUUUAACUGGGAACUUGCAUUAAAGCACACUGUCAGAGUUCUUCCAGAAUCAAACACUUAGCCUGUCCUGUUCAAGUGAUGGUGCAAGAUACUGUAAAAAAGAUUAGGUAUAGGCUACACUUGUUUCUCAUGUAGUAAAAAUGCCAACAAACACUCUCAGGCUUCUCAGCAAGAAACUGACAGACAUGAAAACAAAAGCCUUGGCUUUACUUACUAGCUAGUGUAAGACUGGCUUAAAGGUCAGUACUGCUUGAGCUAUUGAGUGCUACCAUACAAUUCCCUUGCCAAGUUCGCUAUUUUGAGAAUGUAAGAGAAGGUUUAUUGCAGUUUUCUGAAAUUACAACCAGACAAUUUAUGUACAAAUCUCUGAUUAACACCAGUGAAUAUAUCAUAACUCACUGCAGGAUGGUGAAACCAGGAUGAAGUUAGUCUAGCCAGUAGCACAAUUUCAGCUGCAGUAUUUGCUUCAUAUUCUGUCCACUGGAGAAAUUCCCACAAGGGAGCAAUUAGAUGACUAACAGUAUACAGUAAUCAUGCACAGAAGUUCCAUUCUGCAGUUUUAAUACCAUUUGGUCAGCAAUCUUGAUAGAUGGGAAGUUACAAAAGCCUUUAGACAAAAAGUAGUUUCAAAUGCUUUAAAAACCACAUAGAACUUGUAAGAGAAGAAAGUCACCAAUAGCAAGAUGGAUAUACAAGAUCAGUCCAAAGCUACAAAAAAAUCAUUGUUCUCCCUAUACUCCAGCUAGAAGAAACUGGAUUUCAAUAAUGGAAACAUUCCCAUAAAGUGCCCAUAGAAUUUAGGAGAUAAAUACAUUUUAACUGGGGCAAAUGGCAGUCCUAAACCUGGCAAUUAUUUCAAGGUAAGAUUGUGAGCAAUAAAUACAUCUACUAUAUCCCCAAGUGAAAUGCUCACCUUUUAAACAGAAAAGGUAAUACACAGCAGGAUAACUGUUCAUUUAUCAGCAAAAAGCUUUCCCUGAAGAAAAUUAUGCCAACAUAAUUUUUUAAAUGUUAGUCUCUUAUUUAUUCUUUAUACUCUUUAAAUAUGACUGGCAUCAGUUUAGUUUGGUUGGGUUUUUUUAUUCUAAUAUCAGUAAAUACAUUAAAUACUAAUUGUUAUCUAUUACACUGAACAGCACGAGAUUAAUUCUAAGGACUGUGGUGCUACCAAAUGUCAUUGUGCUAUAGCAAUCAGAAGUCAAAAAGUUUGAUUUGCCAUGCAGAAACUGCUUAACAUGGGGCCUUGUUUAAAAAUUCAUAACCUUUUAC